UCUAUAGUUUGUGAUUGUCACACGAUUCUAUUUUGGGUUUUAUUCGUUUGAAAUAUGUAUUUUGAAUAAAGCAUAAUUUAAUAACUGUGUUGUUAAUUCUACGAAUAUAAAAUGCAAGAAAAUGAGGUAUGUCGGGCUUGUCUCACAGUUCAAGGCAAUUUCUUUAACAUAAACAAAUUCGAAACAGCAAGAUCAUAUGAAAGUCUCACAGGAUGUCUGCUGUCUCCGGCAGACGGGUUCCCCCAGCAGCUUUGUUCUUUCUGCCUUCGCUCGCUUCAACGGUUCUCUGAGUUCCGAGCGCGGUGUCUUAAAGUCAUGGAAGUGUUGCAGCAGGCUCGGAUUGAGGGGAAUGCGGUAACACCUCAACUACAGAACAUUUCAACAUACGCAGACUUGAAGCCAAGGUACGUGCGAUCAGAAACCGUCAUAAUAGAGGUCUCUGUUCCACAACCAGAAAUCAUUCUGAUGAACGACACGCCAGAUGUAAACAUGGACUGCAAAAUUGAAGAGACAGAGAGUAAUAACGAGGUGUCUCCUCUAUCGGAGAAUGAUGAUAAUGUUGAUGGCAAACCUAAGGAAAAACUCAUUGAUUUUAGUGAAGUAUUGAAUGGUAACAAUACGAAAGUUAAAAAUAUUAAAAUGGAGAAAAAGCGCGGCCGGAAACCGCGAGCGAAGAGGAUAAAUACAGUUGAAUCUCUGAACUCCAAUAACAUUAUCAUAGAGUACGCGAAAUCGGCCGGCUUCGACAUCACGUUUCUGUCGCUCGCGGAUCAGAUCAAAGAAGUGGAGGCUAAACGUAAGGACAGAGUUGGGAACGGACAGAAUUGCCCUCAGUGCGGGAAACGAUUUCUGAACGCAUCGUGUUUAGAACGACACGUCAAGCAGUACCACGUUUGGAAACCGGGGUAUUAUAUAUGUGAUCUGUGUUCUUGUGUGUUCCCUAAAAAGAAAUUGUUAAAGACGCAUAUAGAGUGCCACGGUUGGGUGUUCACGUGUAAAUCUUGUGGUUUCAAGACGAACAAUCAGAAGGUUUUAAUGGGACACUGUGGUUUUCACAAGGGGCGGAAGUACACUUGCAAAUAUUGUUCGAAAGUGUUCGGGCGGAGUACGUCGCAUUUAUCUCACGUGAGACUGGUGCACGCGACUGAGUUGCCGUGGUGUCAGUAUUGCGGGGAGUUCUUCGUUGGAGAACGGGGCAUUAAGAAACACAUGCGUAUGAGUCACAACGUGGCCGAAGAGUUUCCGAGCCAGUGCGUCUGUGAGAAGAGGUUUAAAGAUGACGUCGCUUUGGAGAGGCAUAAACUUGUUCAAGGCUGCGGCCACCCCGGCUGCGCGCAGUGCGGCGACCGGUUCCCGGCGCUGGCGCUGCUGCGGCACCACCUGGCGCAGGGCCACGUGCCGGCCGCGCGGGCGUGCGGCGCGUGCGCGGCGCGCUUCCAGUCGCGGCGCGCGCUGGCGCGGCACGCGUGCGGCGCGCCCUUCGCGUGCGCGCGCUGCGGCGAGCGCCGCGACUCGGCGCGCGCGCUCACCGACCACGUGUACCGGGAACAUCAUAUCUUCAGUUGCGCGCUGUGUGACAAGCGGUUCACCAGCGUCAGUUACCUGCGGCUGCAUCAGCAGGGGCACGCGAGCGCGCGCUCCUCUCCCAGCGGGAAGAGUAACGGGUUCGAAAACACCAAAAUAUCUGAAUCAGACGAAAAAACGGCCAACUGCGUGAAGAAGCCCGUGAUUUUCAAGUGGCGGGCCGCGGGCGAAGGCGCGGACGCGAUAGAGAAACUACAAGAACGUGUGACCGAGUGGAAGAAAAUGGCGCUUAUAUGCGAGGUCUGCGGGAAAGGAUUUCCGAACAGCACAAGGUUGGCGCUGCACCAGCGGCAACACACCGGCGAGAACCGGUUCUCGUGCUCCUUCUGUGACAAGGGCUUCAAGCAGAAGACCUCCUUGCAGAAUCACGAACGCGUCCACACCGGCGAGCGGCCGCACGGCUGCACGUUCUGCCCCAAGACGUUCCGCACUUACCCCGCUCUUAAACGACAUUUGUUGAUCCACUCCGGCGAACGCAAGCACGUGUGCGCGAUGUGCGACAAGACUUUCCAGACGUCCACCUGCGUGAAGAUGCACAUCAAGACUGUUCAUCUCCACAUGCCGUGGCCCGCCAGGAACAGAAAGAGACGGGCCAAGAAUAGCGGGGACGCACCAGCGGGAUACAUAGACAGGGGGUAAAAUAGCGGGGACGCACCAGCGGGAUACAUAGAGAGGGGGUAAAAUAGCGGGGACGCACCAGCGGGAUACAUAGAGAGGGGGUAAAAUAGCGGGGACGCACCAGCGGGAUACAUAGAGAGGGGGUAAAAUAGCGGGGACGCA
Molecule: messenger RNA, 2364 nt
Organism: Amyelois transitella
Lineage: Eukaryota; Metazoa; Arthropoda; Insecta; Lepidoptera; Pyralidae
Product: oocyte zinc finger protein XlCOF28-like
Exons: 9
Coding region: 112-2223 (703 amino acids)
Biological process (GO): regulation of DNA-templated transcription
Cellular component (GO): nucleus
Molecular function (GO): RNA polymerase II cis-regulatory region sequence-specific DNA binding; DNA-binding transcription factor activity, RNA polymerase II-specific; zinc ion binding
Source: RefSeq, a predicted model, not a curated record